ACUGACUGACCGUUCGUUUUACUUACAUCUACUCGUACAUGUCACGCACUCUACAAUCUACUCUCUCGCCCCAGAGCAUUUCCAGCAGACUUUCUCAACUCACCCAUCAAGUCCAAAUUACUCCAAAGCUACGGAACACCAUGGACCACUCUCUCAGAUCCCACUAUCUCGCUGACAAUCCUCCCACCGUUGUAAAACUGGAGAUCACUCCUCAUUUCGCUGCCCUGUCUGCCAAACAAAAACGUUAUGCUCAUCAUUUGAGCAAAGCUUGCUUUCAUGGCACAAGAGUGACAUUGGCACAGGUGUCGCCCGAAUCGCCAGUCAUAUACGAGCUGAUACUGGCCCUACACCAUGCUUGCGGUGGAAAUUACAAGAAGUUGUCCGAUAGUACAUCAGUGGGCUCAGACGAUAUCACCCUAUGGCUCGAAUAUGCCGCUCAGUUCUUAGGAAAUUGUGGCAACUAUAAAGGCUUCGGAGACUCCAAGUUCAUCCCCAGGAUCUCUCCCGAGGCACUCAAACAGCUGUGUGCAGUGAAUGAGGAAUGCAAGAAGUUGCAUGAUACGGCUACACAAGCAGGAGGUGGAAUAUAUGAGACCAAAGACGUAGCGUUGAUGCACCUUGGAUAUCCUGAAGGCGGGCAUAUGACUGCAUACUAUCCAGACUCUCCUACUAUAACCAAAGAGGAGAUUACAAUCGUGGGCGAUGUAUUGGAGGAGAAGAAGCUGCUUAUCGAGAACACUAGAUUACGCAAGCUGGCCUCCGGAGAUUUUGAUCUAUUGAUUGCGUCUGGUAUCCAGAAUCCACCGGCAUCAGAAAGAGAUCUGGGUGACCUGUCGACUAUUGAUUUGCCAGGGAAGCUCUCGGGGAAGAAGCUACACCUCGUGUUCGGUGACUACCUGAAUGAGAUGGGGAAGAUUGCCCUUGAGAUCAAGAAAGCGAAAAAGGAAGCCGCCAACGAAACAGAGGAGAAGAUGAUGGACGAGUAUGCUCGAUCAUUCGGCACCGGCAGUAUUCAGGGCUUUGUAGAAUCUCAGCGAUACUGGAUCAAAGACAAGAAGCCUAUGGUUGAGACUGACAUCGGGUUUGUAGAAACUUACCGAGAUCCCCAUGGGGUCCGCGGUGAGUGGGAGGGCUUUGUCGCCAUGGUCAAUCAAGAGCGAACUAGAGCAUUCGGCAAACUCGUGGACGCGGCACCAAGUAUGAUUCCGAAAUUGCCAUGGGACAAAGAUUUUGAGAAAGACAAGUUCUUGAGCCCUGAUUUUACAUCCCUGGAGGUGCUUAGUUUUGCUGGCAGCGGCAUCCCUGCAGGAAUCAACAUACCCAACUACGACUUCAUCAGACAAAACGAAGGCUUCAAGAACGUCUCUUUGGGCAAUGUUCUCAGUGCCAAGGCACCUAAGGAGCCCAUACCUUUUAUUCGUGCACAGGACGACGAACUGUACCGAAAAUAUCGAGAUGGCGCUUUCGAGGUUCAGGUAGGCAUUCACGAGCUCCUGGGACACGGUUGCGGCAAACUGCUGCAGGAGACCUCCCCAGGAGAAUACAACUUUGAUAUCAAGAAUCCCCCUGCCAGUCCCGUCACAGGGAAAGCAGUCACUUCAUGGUACAAACCUGGCCAGACUUGGUCCAGUGUGUUUGGUUCCAUUGCUUCGUCGUACGAGGAGUGCCGAGCAGAAUGUGUUGCCAUGGCACUGUCCUGUGACUUUGAGAUCUUGAAAAUCUUUGGGUUUGGUAAUGGCAAAGAAGACAUGAGCAAUGAAGCAGGUGAUGUUCUUUACGUCGCUUACCUCCAGAUGGCCAGAGCAGGCGUUGCGGCUCUCGAGUAUUGGGAUCCCAAAUCACGCAAGUGGGGACAAGCUCACAUGCAAGCUCGCUUUUCCAUCCUCCGGACUUUCAUGAAUGCAGGUGGGAGUUUCUGUGAGAUCAAAGCUCCUAAUGGAGAUUUGAACAGUCCCGACGAUCUCGAGAUCUUCUUGGACAGAAGCAAGAUUUUGUCACACGGUCGGCCAGCUGUGGAGGAUUACCUUCAAAAGCUACACAUAUACAAAGCAACGGCCGAUUUCGAAGCAGGGAAGAAAUUGUACGACGACAUCACCGGGGUUGAUACUUGGUGGGCAGAGAAAGCCAGGCCUAUUGUUCUCAAGAAAAAGACUCCUCGAAAAGUAUUCGUGCAGGCGAAUACAGUACUGGACGAACAGACUGGUGAAGUCAAGUUGGUCGAAUACGAGCCGACGAUCGAAGGCAUGGUGCAAAGUUACGUUGAACGGGGAGUCUGAAAGAACCCUAGCCUUUUCUUGACGAUAUACACAGCAUGGCCGGCAUAUAGUCGUACUCUUACUCAAAUCAGCGUGCAUCAAUAUGAUGAAUGAACAAACCCAGUUGAGGUUCACAGCACAGUCGUACUCGUACAUACAGCUUCCUCGACCAGGAUGGAAAUGCAGCUUUCCCCCGCAAAGGUUGGGCAUGUAUCGAAUGCCGUGUAACCACCGGAGCAUGUACUAUCGAGGCAUGUAACAAUGGAGAUCGUGGUGUACGAGUACGUGGCCGGUUAGCCGACUUCGGUUCGACCGAGAGUGAUACAUACACCUCAACCAAAUGUUGAUUCGCUCGGCAUAGACCUGCAUAUGACGGACCAUACUGUGUUCGUC
This is a messenger RNA of Exophiala oligosperma, 2648 nucleotides long. RefSeq lists its product as uncharacterized. Lineage: Eukaryota; Fungi; Ascomycota; Eurotiomycetes; Chaetothyriales; Herpotrichiellaceae. Gene Ontology annotation, molecular function: dipeptidyl-peptidase activity; metalloexopeptidase activity. The coding region runs from base 39 to 2276 and encodes 745 amino acids. The transcript has a single exon. Gene Ontology annotation, cellular component: cytoplasm. The record is from RefSeq and is a predicted model, not a curated record. Gene Ontology annotation, biological process: proteolysis.